GAGAGCGUGGAUGGAUUUCAUGAUGAAGUGCUUGUUGCUCAUACGGUUGCUACUGAGGAAUCAAAGACUCUUACAAAAGCUUCUUCCAUAGAAGGAAAAUCCAUGCCAGGCUGUUAUACCCUUGCAGCUAUCAGAGGAUUUGCAGAUCCUGUACUAGUGCCAUAUAAUGAUUCAAGGCUUGCUGGUACAAUGGUUACAAUAAAACGUGAAGUGAGGAGCCAUCGAACUCUUGCUGAUACAAAUGUUGCUCCUAACUCUGAGAAAUCAGGUGAGAAUCUUGAACCAGAUUCAACUUUUAGUGAUGUAAUAAGCUUUACUAUGACUUCUAACUGCCUUCUGCAGAAUGAUUAUGCAGUUCCAGUAAAGAUUUCGAACAAACUGCAAAGUGGGGGGAAGAGUCAGUUCAGUGAAUCUUCUCAACCCACAUAUGCAUCAGUCCAUGCGGGUUCUUCUAGUAGUAGGCCAUCCUCUAAUUACGGCAGCAGGUCACAAGUGAUUGGUACUAAAAAAGCUGGUUCUACCAAAGAGUGGAAACCAAAGACUACGAACUCCACAAUAGCCCAGGUUUCUGGUAUAGCUAGCUCGACAGAAGUUCCUAAUGCACCAGUUGAAAGUGUUCUUCAUCAGUUCCUCAAUCACAGCCAUCUUCAGGAGGUGAUAUGGAAGAUUUAACUUCUAACUUGCAGAAGUUGGAGCUGCCUCUUCCACAGCGACAUCAUGUUCCCAUGCCAAACCAUAUCCAUAUUCUUUAAUCGGAGAGAACCAAGUUGAGCUUUGGAAGCUUUGAUGCUAACUUUGUUGUAACCUCAAGUUCUACUAGUGGGCCAGAGAGUGAGAAAAGCUCCACUCCCUUGUCCGAUGCAACACACAACGUUGAAGAAGCUCUGGAGGAGCCGGCAGCAAGGUGUGUUUUAAUACUAUGGCCAUUGAGUUUGUUAUUGAGUUAGAUAGACUGGUGCUAUCAAAUAUAGGUUGUAUACUUCCAAUUUUAUACUUUUCCUGACUUGUUAUACAUGGCUAUCAACAGUCAAGUUGCAGUAGGAAAUUAUUGAAGUACUUUUGUUUCUGUUUACUAUUUAUUUAGUGUUGAACCAUUUGGAAAUUCAAUUUGUUCUCUCAUUUGGAAUGAACGAAGUAAACCCAAUCUGGGUUCACAUAUAGUGACGGGAAUGUCUGACUUUAGUG
This is a messenger RNA of Linum tenue, 1185 nucleotides long. The record is from the annotation of a GenBank genome assembly. Lineage: Eukaryota; Viridiplantae; Streptophyta; Magnoliopsida; Malpighiales; Linaceae.